AUGGAUGUGGUGGUGGUUGGAGGAUCUGGUUUAUCCUCUUGGAGGUUGACUGGCUUUUAUGGCUAUUCUAGGACUAGAGAAAGAGAUAGCUCUUGGCAAUUGCUCCGAGAACUUUCGGAUCUUGAUUCGUUACCCUGGAUAAUUAUUGGGGAUUUCAACGAGAUAUUGAACAAUGGGGAGAAGAUUGAUGAACCGCUUAUGGCGGAAAGACAGAUGAGAGGGUUUAGGGAGACCUUCGGGUACGGGGACCUUCUGGACUUAGGGUUUCAUGGGGCAAUGACUACUUGGUGGAACUCGGAAACUCAAAUAAGGUUGGAUAGGGCAGUCUGCACGCUAACUUGGUUCGAUCUUUUUGGUCACCCAAAGCUUUUUCACCUGCAACCAUCAGACUCCGAUCAUGUUCCCAUCCUUUUAAAGGCCAAUACAAUUCCUCUGGCUUCUAGACCAAAGUUUCAUCGCUUUAAGUUUAAAGCUUUUUGGGUGCAGCAUCCGGAGUGUGUUGAAGUGGUGACAAAGGCUUGGAGGACUGAUAUUCUUCAAAUGCUAGGCAUAAGGUCCAGGUUGGAGGAGCUUCUUGAGGUCUCUAUCAUUGAGGCUGUACAGCAAGAAAAGAAAGAGCUGAUGGGUAGACUUCAAAAUUUGCUGUAUCAGGAAGAGUCCUUCUGGAGGCAGUGUUUCAAAGUUACGUGGCUCCAGGAAGGGGAUCGGAAUACUGGGUCUUUUCAUCGGAAAGCUUUUAUGACGAAAAUGGGUAGUGGACGAAGAAUGAUGCCGGUUUCUGAAGUGGAUUUUGAGGCGGUGAACAAGACGUUGGAGGCUAUCCAACCUUGUUUCUUUGGAGCAAUGUCUGAUUUGAGGCCAAUUGCAAUGUGUAAUGCUAUUUAUAAGAUUUGCUUGAAAGUAAUUGCAAACAGAUUGAAGAUAAUCCUGCCUUCGGUGAUCUUAACCUUUCAGAGUGCUUUUGUCCCUGGAAGGUUAAUUACUGAUAAUAUUCUUGUCGCUAAUGAGAUUGCUCACUUUGUGCACAAUAAAAGGGAGGGUAUGGAUGGAUAUAUGGCGUUGAAGUUGGAUCUAAAUGACAGUAUGAUUUAUGCUCAUGCUUCUUUGGAGAAUUGCUAUGAAUUACAAGAUGUGAUAGAAACUUAUGGGAAGGCGUCUGGGCAGCUUGUAAAUUUUGAUAAGAGCUCUGUGGCUUUUAGUAAGAAUGUUCCAGAAGAGAUGCAAGACGAGGUAUCCACUUACUUGGGAGUACAAGUGGUGGAUGUUCAUGAAAAAUAUUUAGGCUUGCCUACUUACAUAGGGCGCAAGAAAACAGCAACUUUCCAGUAUAUUAAGGAGAAAUUGGCAAAGAAGCUGGAGGCCUGGCAAGGAAAAAUGCUUACUGGUGCAGGGAAAGACAUUCUUAUUUGGGUAGUGGCAUCAGCGCAACCUACUUAG
Rosa rugosa (rugosa rose) is the source of this 1437-nucleotide messenger RNA. RefSeq lists its product as uncharacterized. Gene Ontology annotation, molecular function: catalytic activity. Bases 1 to 1437 code for a protein of 478 amino acids. NCBI's taxonomy places the organism in Eukaryota, Viridiplantae, Streptophyta, Magnoliopsida, Rosales, Rosaceae. The transcript is spliced from 5 exons. The record is from RefSeq and is a predicted model, not a curated record.